Molecule: messenger RNA, 513 nt
Organism: Aspergillus glaucus CBS 516.65
Lineage: Eukaryota; Fungi; Ascomycota; Eurotiomycetes; Eurotiales; Aspergillaceae
Exons: 3
Coding region: 1-513 (170 amino acids)
Source: RefSeq, a predicted model, not a curated record
AUGACUCUGCACGGACAAAUGGUUCCUGGUACAGAGCACAGAAUUCCAAGCUUAAACAGGGCUACACAAGAAGCUGGUUGCACCAGCGUUCAACUGGCACCGGAAUAUACUCGGGUGGAAACGUUGUGCCUGUAUUUUCUAUAUCUGUUCACCCUGUACCUGGAUAGUUUCCUGGUUCAAAACAGAGGGUCAGGAAUAAGAGAACAACGCUCAAUGUCAUUGCCUGGUUCCUGUCCCGGACACGCGAGCCGGACUUUGGUUGCGGCCAUGUUCCAGUCCUUCAGUAAACGAGGAAUCGGACCGAGCACGAGGGCUACCCAAGGAAAGCGAAAAAAAGACUUGAUCGAGAUCGGAUCGAUCAUAAACCGAGGGCCAUGGUUGUUGUUGGAAUUCCGAUUGCCUAGUGGCUGGAUAUACGGCACCAUGCAUUCCUCCGCGGAUGAAAUCGUCGAUGUGGAAGAUGAAUCGUGUGGUAUUAUCUACGCAUUGGAAGGGAUUUGGUUCCUUGCCUAA